Messenger RNA from Trichoderma breve, 288 nucleotides. RefSeq lists its product as uncharacterized. Lineage: Eukaryota; Fungi; Ascomycota; Sordariomycetes; Hypocreales; Hypocreaceae. The record is from RefSeq and is a predicted model, not a curated record. The coding region runs from base 1 to 288 and encodes 95 amino acids. The transcript has a single exon.
AUGCAGCUAGUCAUCUCGCCCAUGGGUGAGGAUGAUGUCGGCGGCACGACUUGUCCCCAUCUUCUGCCACGUCAAUCCCCUAAUGGCAUCCCGGAGCAGCCUUCAGCCCUUGGACGACGCAAGUGCACGCCGUCGCACGUUGCCGCUGCCACCGUAGCUCUCGUCAAGAGAAUUGAGUUUGGUAAGGGAGCUCUCCAUUGGAGGGACUAUCACGUCGCAGCAGAUCAAGUCUUCGGAUUGGCCGCUGCCUGGCGUGAAGCAUCGGCUCGAGGUCCGCGCCGCGUCUGA